GAGAAAAAUGGUCGACUUUACUCACACCGACCGACCCUGCAAUCCUAGCAGACCACCGGUCCAAACCCCUGACGAGAAUGGCAGUAAGCACGUCAGUGAGUGGGUGGAGGAUUUCACGACCAAGUUGGACCAACCAUGGCGGGACGUAAGUGUUGUACAGCGGAAUAUCGUUUUGUAGAGAAGAGUCGCUCGUGGACAAGCAAGUCGGUGAGGAGAUGUAUAGUCGUGUUGGCCACAGUUUUGCUGCUGUUUACCGCACGAGGAGACGCUGGGGAAGACCAAAAUGGGGCAGCCAAUUUGAAAUUGAAAACGCCUGCUGGCUUACAGAAUGUACAUUUCCAGCUGGCAACUUCCGUGCCUGACAAGGAGGUGGGUCUACCUCCACAAGGGAAGGCGGUCGUAGAUAGGGGAGCGAAGGCGGCGGGGGAGAAGAAGUACACCCGGUCCGCCAAAGUGCUAGCUUGGCCCGAUGGAAGACCAUCGAUGGGGGAGGAGAGGAGGAAGCGCGCCGAGCCCCAUCAGGGUGAUGAUGACGACCCCCGUUCCUCCAACUGGUCAUUACUUGUUCGUCAAGCUGCCCAUUCCAAAUUGGGAUCUUCAUCGUUUGGAGCCAACGAAUCGACGUUUCCUAAUCAGGAAACGGCAAUGCGGGAGAAGACGAGAAGGUGGGAAGAACAGCAAGAGCAAGAGCAGCAUGAGAGAGAGGGGGCCACUGGAUCUGCAGCCAGGACGAAUACAAGGGCGAGUCUUAAUUCUACUCCCCAGUACUCCGCCUUGGCGGAGUUGCUCGAUCGGAUGUCUUCGAUAUCGGAGAGAUGGAGACGGACGGCAGAGAUGGAUCACGGCGAGAGAUCAAGCGGUGCCGCCGGGUUGACACCCACCGCUGCGAAAGCUGUGGGAAUUCUUUCGGACAGGAAAUCGGAUUCUGGUGAUCUGGCACGACGGCGGUCGCUGCGGACUGAUUCGGCAGGGGGCGGCAAAGCGGACGUGCAAUCGCGAUCCGCCUCCUUGUCUGUUCCGUCGGAGAAGAAGACGAAGACGAAGACGCCGGAAUCGUCGUCAAGCUCGCUUAUGCAAGCAGAUGCUGGUGAUGGAGAUGGGAAAGGACGUGGAUCGGCGGCAGCGUUGGAGUCUUCAAGUGGUCCGUCAGAGAAGAAGAACUUCAAGAAGAAGGUGGAACCAUCGUCGACUUCGCCUGCGGAAGAAGAGGCGGGUCAUGGGGAUGGGAAACGAAGUGGGUUGGCGGCAUCAUCGCAGUCCAGGUCCCCUGAUUCGUCAACGAGGAAGAAGGCAGAAUCUUCGUCGACUUCGUCUGGUCCAGAAGACGACGGUGGUGGCGAUGGGAAAGGAAGUGGGUCUGCGGUAGCUUCGGAGUCCUCACGUGGUCCGUGUGAGACGAAGAAGAAGAAAGAGCCGGAACUGUCGUCAAGCUCGCCUACGCAAGCAGACGCUGGCGAUGGAGAUGGGAAAGGACGUGGAUCAGCAGCAGCAUCGGAAUCUUCAACUGGUCCGUUGGAGAAGAAGAAGGAAAAGGCAGAAUCAUCAUCAAAGGCAAAACCAUCAUCAACGCCGCCUAGCGAAGAAAAUGGUGGUGAUGGAGAUGGGCAACGAAGUGGGUUGGGGUCAGCGUCGGACUCUUCAUCUGCUCCGUCGGAGAAGAAAAAGGCAGAACCGUCGUCAACUGUGGCUACGGAAGAAGACGUUGGUCAUGGGGAUGGGAAACGAAGUGGGCCGGCGGCAGCAUCAGAGGGACCGGCAUCAGAGUCCUUGCCUGGUCAGUCCAAGAAGAAGAAGGCAGAACCGUCCGAGGGACCCGCGUCGGAGUCCUUGCCUGGUCCGUCAAAGAAGCAGAAGGUGGAACCGUCCGAAGGACCGGCGUCAGAGUCCUUGCCUGGUCCGUCCGAGAAGAAGAAGAAGGCGGUCCCGUCUGAGGGACCUGCAUCGGAGUCCUUGCCGUCUGAGGGACCGGCAUCGGAGUCCUUGCCUGGUCCAUCCAAGGAGAAGAAGAAGGCGGAACCAUCCGAGGGACCGGCGUCGAAGUCCUUGCCUGGUCCGUCCAAGAAGAAGAAGGCCGAACCGUCCGAUGGACCGGCAUCCGAGUCCUUGCCGUCUGAGGGACCGGCAUCGGAGUCCUUGUCUGGUUCAUCCAAGGAGAAGAAGAAGGCGGAACCAUCCGAGGGACCGGCGUCGCAGUCCUUGCCUGGUCCGUCCAAGAAGAAGAAGGCCGAACCGUCCGAUGGACCAGCAUUGGAGUCCUUGCCUGGUCUGUCCAACAAGAAGAAGAAGGCGGAACUAUCCGAGGGAGAGACAUCGGAGUCCUCGCCUGGGCCGUCCGAAAAGGAGAAGAAGAAGACGGAACCGUCGGACGGACCAGCGUCGGAGUCCUUGCCUGCUGCGUCUGAGAAGGAGAAGAAGACGGAACCGUCCGAGGGACCGGCAUCAGAGUCCUUGUCUGGUGCGUCGGAGAAGGAGAAGAAAGAGGCGGAACCAUUGUCAAGCUCGCCUGCUGAAGGAGACACUGGUGGUACAGAUGGCAAAAUAAGUGGGUCGGUGCCAGCUUCGGAGAGACCAGCAUCGCAGUCCUUGCCUGGGCCUUCCAAGACAAAGAAGGAGGCGGACGCGUCGGAGGGUCAAGCAUCGGAGUCGUUGCCUGGUCCGUCUGAGAAGAAGAAGACGGUGGAACCGUCGGAGGGACCAGCAUCAGAGUCCUUGCCUGGUGCAUCUGAGAAGGAGAAGAAAGUGGAAUCGUCGUCAAUUUCACCUGCAGAAGAAGACCCUGGUUAUGCAGAUGGCAAAGCAAGUGGGUCGGCUCCAGCUUCGGAGGGACCAGCGUCGGAGUCCUUGCCUGGGCCCGGCAAGAAGAAGAAGGCAGGUCCGUUCGAGGGCCCUGUAUCAGAGUCAUUGCCUGGUCCGUCUGAGAAGAAGAAGGCGGCGGAGCCGUCGGAGGGACCAGCAUCAGAGUCCUUGCCUGGCGCGUCCGAGAAGGAGAAGAAGAAGGCAGAACCAUCGUCAAGUUCACCUGCAGAAGAAGAUCCUGGUUAUGCAGAUGGAAAAACGAGUGGGUCGGCGCCAGCUUCAGAGGGACCAGCAUCUGAGUCCUUGCCCGGGCCCUCCAAGAAGCAGAAUAAGGCGAAUCCGUUUGAGGGGCCUGUAUCGGAGUUCCCUGGUCCAUCUGAGAACACGAAGACGGCAGAACCGUCGGAGGGACCGGCGUUGGAGUCAUUGCCUGGUGUGUCCGUGAAGGGGAAGAAGGUGGAACCGUUGUCAAGUUCACCCGCAGAAGAAGACCCUGUUGAUGAAGAUGGAAAAACGAGUGGGUUGGCGCCAACUUCAGAGGGACCAGCAUCGGACUCCUUGCCUGGGCCAUCCAACAAGAAGAAGGUGGACCUGUCGGAGGGCCCAGCAUCGGAGUCAUUUCCUGUUCCGUCUGAAAAGAAGAAGGCGGAACCAUUGGAGGGACCAGCAUCGGAUUCGUUGCCUGGUAUGUCUGAGAAGGAGAAGAAGAAUGCGGAACGGUUGUCAAGUUCACCUGCAGAAGAAGACCCUGUUGAUGCAGAUGGAAAAACAAGUGAAUCGGCGCCAGCUUCAGAGGAACCAGCAUCGGAGUCUGUGCCUGGUCCUUCCGAGAAGAAGAAGAAGGCGGAGGGGUUGUCAUCUUCGCCUACGGAAGAAGACACUGGUCAUGGGGAUGGGAAACAAAGUGGAUCGGCAGCAGCGUCAGAGUCCUUGCCUGGUCCAUUGGAGGGAAAGAAAAACAAGGCGGAAGAGUCGUCAAGCUCGCCCACGGACGACAUGUCAUCUACGCCAGCAAGCGCAUCUGCCUCAGCUGCCAUGUCAUCAACACAAUCCUGGCGACCUGAACGGUCACAGCAGAGCAGUUCAUCUACUCCUUCAUCUCAUAAGUCUGACGAUGGAGCUCGAUCUGAUGGUAAAGAAUCCUCUCCUGCUGUGGUGAGUGCUUCUUCUUCGUCGCCUUCACGGAAAAGGAAGAGCACACAUGUCUCGUCUUCUCCUCCUUUGGAUCUAGAGCAAGGAUCGGAGGCAGCUUCUCUCCCCCCUAUAUCUCCUGGCAGUGAAGGGUCCUCGGCUUGGGGAGUCCUCAUGUCUUUGCCUCCUCCACCUGGGGAAAAAAGAGGAAGCAACGGAUCACUGUUGGACAACGGAGACGACAAAGAGAAAGAGCAGGGUACACUGCUGGUAUCAUCUUCUCCCGCCUCUGCACCCAAGGAGGGUAAUCGUGCUCCUUUUAGCCCUGCAUCUCCAAUGAAGGCUAAAGAAAGCAGCAGCAGCUCCCCCUCGCCAGCUUCAAGCAGCAGCGCCCUCUCGUCAGCUUCGGAGCCAGGUCUGGAAGCGAUGGACUCUUCUGAGCCUCCGCCGAUGUCCUCCUCCGAGCCAAAUUCUUGCACUCUGUGUUUGAAAAGAAAGAGGCGUGGUUCUUCUUCUCACCUCGACGACGAACUUCCCUCCUCCUCUUCACCCCCUUCUACACCAUCGGAGGAGAAGGAUCACCUUCCUGCUUCGGAGCCAGGUUCGAUUAUGGAGUCUUCGGAGCCUCCGCCAAGCUCCUCCUCCUCGAACAAGAGCAAGCAGUGUGCUUGCACUCUGUGUUCCAAAAAGAACAACACUCAGGAUGGUGCUGAUUGCCCCUGCCAACAGAAGAAGCCAUCCUCUGACUCGUUGCCCUCCCCAUCAUCAAGCUCAGAAAACGCAGAGACGAGCUCAGAAACCGCAGUGACAAGCGCAGAAACCGCGGUGACAAGCGCAGAAACCGCGGAGACUAGCUCAGAAACCGCGGGGACGAGCUCAGAAACCACGGAGGAGGAAGCUGGGCUAAGCUCCGCCUCAACUCCUGGAUCAAAUUCAAAUGGCCCUGCAAGACAUUCUUCAUCAGCUCCUUCAUUGUCACCAUUGUUGAGAUCAGAGCCAGCGAAAGGAGAGGAUGACCAGGAAGGCAAAGACAGUCCUUCCUCCAUAUCUCCAUCAUCUUCACCUUUGAGAUCUGAACCUGUGGAAGGACACGAGUCGGAUGACGAGGAGGAAGCGUUAGCCAGCCAUUCUUCAUUACCUCCCACUCCUCCUUCGUCAUCAUUUUUGAAAUCAGGUCCCGCAAAAGGAUAUGAGCCUGACCAGAAGGAGGAGGAAGCUAGUAAUUCUUCAGGGAGUCUGCCUUCAUCACCUUUGAGAUCGAAGCCAUUGGUAGGUGAGAGUGACAAUGACGGCGAAAUCAGUCGUUCCUCAACGCCUCCAUCAUCAUCACGACCUUUGAGAUCUAGACCUGUGGGAGGAGAUGACCCCGGCGACGAGGAGGAAGCUGUAGCCAGCCAGUCUUCAUUUCCCGCUUCGUCAUCAUCUUUGAAAUCGAGCCCUGCGAAAGGAGAAGAGUCUGAUCAGGGGGACGUGGAACCUAGUCAUUCUCAAUCAGCCCCUUCAUCUUCAUUGUUGGGAUCGAAGGCAGCAAAAGGAGAGGACGACCAGGAAGGCAAAGUCAGUCCUUCCUCCAUAUCUUCAUCUUCUUCACCUUUGAGAUCUGAACCUGCAGAAGGACACAAGUCUGAUGACAAGGAGGAUGCGGAAGCCAGCCAGUCUUCAUUACCACCUUCUUCAUCAUCUUUGAAAUCGAUCCCUGCAAAAGUAGAAGAGUCCGGUGGUGAGAGGGAGCAAAGUAGUCAUUCUUCAGGGAGUCCACCUUCAUCACCAUUGUCAUCGAAGCCAGCGCAAGGGGAGAGCGACGACGAAGGUGAAGUCAUUCGUUCAUCCUUGCCAGAGUCGUCAUCACCUUUGGAGUCUAGACCUGCAGGUGGAGAUGAGUCCGACAACGAGGAGGAAGCGUUACCCAACCAUUCUUCAUUACCUCCUUCGUCAUCAUCUUUGACAUCGAGCCCUUCGAAAGAAGAAGAGUCCAAUGAUGAGGAGGGGGAAGCUAGUCAUUCUUCAGGGAGUCCACUCUCAUCACCUUUGCGAUCAAAGCCAGCGGAAGGGAAAAGCGACAACGAAGGCGAAGUCAGCGGUUCAUCCCUGCCGGCGUCGUCAUCACCUUUGAAAUCUAGACCUGCGGGAGGAGAUGAGUUGGACGAUGAGGAGGAGGCGGUAGCCAGCCAUUCUUCAUUACCUUCUUCAUCAGCAUCUUUGACAUCGAGCCCCACAAAAGGAGAAGAGUCUGACGAGGAGGAGGAGGAAGUUACACAUCCUUCAUCACCUUUGAGAUCGACGCCAGCGGAAGGGAAGAACGACGAUGAAGGUGAAGUCAGUCGUCCAUCCUUGCCAGAGUCCUCAUCACCUUUGGAGUCUAGACCCGCAGGUGGAGAUGAGUCCGAAGCGUUACCCAGCCAUUCUUCAUUACCUCCUUCGUCAUCAUCUUUGACAUCAAGCCCUUCGAAAGGAGAGGAGUCCAAUGAUGAGGAGGGGGAAGCUAGUCAUUCUUCAGGGAGUCCACUCUCAUCACCUUUGCGAUCAAAGCCAGCGGAAGGGAAGGGCGACAACGAAGGCGAAGUCAGCGGAGGAGAUGAGUUGGAUGAUGAGGAGGAGGUGGUAGCCAGCCAUUCUUCAUUACCUUCUUCAUCAUCAUCUUUGAAAUCGAGCCCUGCGAAAGGAGAAGAGUCUGAUGAUGAUGAGGAGGAAGUUAGACAUCCUUCAUCACCUUUGAGAUCGACGCCAGCGGAAGGGAAGAGCCACGGCGAAGGUGAAGUUAGCCAUUCUUCGACGCCUCCAUCAUCAUCAUCAUCAUCGCCUUUGAAAUCUAGACCUGCAGAAGGACACGAGUCCGAUGAUGAGCAAGAAGCGAUAGCUAGCCGUUCUGCAUCAUCAUCCUCUUCAUCACCUUUGAAGUCAAGUCCAACGGAAGGAGAGGAGUCUAAUGACGAGGAAGGGGAGGCCAUUCAUUCUUCAGCACCUCCAUCAUCGUCUCCGAGUACAACUCCGUCGGAACCGCUGCCACCUUGGAAGCCUUCCGAGCCAUCCUUGUCCCCCUCGGAGCCUAUGAAACCGUCCAAACCGUCUCAGCAGGCGACUCAACCUUCACCGGGUAGCGAUGUCGCACCCACACCAUCAACUGCAACUGCCAUUUUGAAACCUCUCCCAUCAUCAGAGCCAUCAUCAUCGUCACCGUCUCCAUCUUCUCUCUCUUCCUCACCCCCACCUUCAGAGCCCAUUCUGCCAUCGCUGUCUUCUCUUAGUCCCGAACGAGUACCACCAUCUUCAUCAUUAUCGCCUUCGCCUGUGUCUCCUUCUUCAAAGCCGGCACGUAAGUCUGCUGCACCACUGUCAUCAGUUCAAUCGAGUGAGGAACCGAUCGAGCCCGCUCAUCCUUCAGAGGACCUGGUGGUACUAGUCCCAUCCCUGGUCCCAUCAAGCAGUGCAAAAGUCCCACCUUCAUCGAUGGGACCUUCGAGCGAACCCCCAGAGAGCUCUCAGGCUCCGUAGCUGAAGGGUCCAUGCCUGUGUUCAUCUCCAGCAGUUACCCUCCUGUGCUGGUAUCCGGCGAAGGUCGAAUACCUGAUUG
Molecule: messenger RNA, 7498 nt
Organism: Chara braunii
Lineage: Eukaryota; Viridiplantae; Streptophyta; Charophyceae; Charales; Characeae
Source: the annotation of a GenBank genome assembly